Molecule: messenger RNA, 636 nt
Organism: Lactuca saligna
Lineage: Eukaryota; Viridiplantae; Streptophyta; Magnoliopsida; Asterales; Asteraceae
Source: the annotation of a GenBank genome assembly
AUGAAGUACUCAAGGAGUAGUGACGACACGGCGUUCUCAAUCGACAUGCUUGACGAGUUAUUGGAAGAAGACAUACCUGAAGAUUCCAGCAAGUUUGCAGCUUUGGAAGAAGUAUUUGAUCCAGAAAAAGACUUAUUAGAGAUUGAAAGACUGUUGGAAGAAGCAGAGUAUGAAGAACUAAAGAACCAAGCUGAAAGCCCUACUCGCCGAGUAGACCCGAUCUACUCGCCGAGUACAUCUGAAGAAAAGCCAGCAGUCGCGAAUGCCGCCACCAACUCGCCGAGUACCAUACCUGCACUCGGCGAGUCCGCCACUAUGCACAAUAAAUUGGAGCUCAAAACACUGCCUGACCAUCUGGAAUACGCCUUUCUGGAAGAAGGAAAUCAGAAGCCGGUGAUUAUAGCCUCGGAUCUAUCCAAGACGGAAAAGGAGGAGCUUGUACGGUAUCCAGUUCAGCCCGGAUCUACCGAAUGUGGCUACUACAUGCUAAGGUUCAUGAAGGAGAUAGUGGAAGAAGGAAUUGAAGAGUUGGUCAAAGACAAUAUCGGGGAUGGCAAAGUUGAGUACACAACUGCUGAUAUCGAUGAGAUACGUGAAGAAUGGUCAACGUUUGUUACAGGCUUCAUUUAUCGAUGA